AUGGCGUUACCGGCCAAUGACAUUGGACGAUGCACAGAGGUAAAUCCAUUUCGAACGUUCCGAUGCGAUACUGCUCCCGGCAUGCCUAGUCUGUCCGACGCCACGGUCUAUUUGUCAAUAUACGGUAAAUUAUUAAAAUCAACACCACAGACGUCAAUUAUUAUCAUGAUUACUAUUAUUGUCGGGAGCGUUUCAUAUUUAAACAACCCCAGACGGGACCGGAACACAGGCAUCUACGAUCGUCACGUACUCAAUUACUACCCGGUAUCGUCAUAACACAAUAUCGUUCAUGCCAUUGGCGGCUUGAAAAUGUGCAAAUUCCUUAAAUGUGCUCAGAAAAUGUACAAGACCAUGCAAAUACGCCAUAAUAAUCCAAAAACUCUAUAGUAUGCAAAUAAAAUGUUAUAUGUGUAUAGAAUGAAACACAUUUCGGUAUAAACUAGCUGUUUUUUUGAACCGAUAAAAACAAAACAAAAAAAAAAAAAAACAAAAAUUCGCAUACAAAUAUAUACAAGCUCGGAUUAAGAUGAUUUUGGGCCUGGAGCCAAACAAUUUUAGGAGCUCAUAAACAUAAUCGAAAUAAUGGCGAAUCACAAAUAAAUAUAUUUCAGAGAUUGUGCAUUUGUAAUCGACGGUAUUCACAUUUUCUUACCGUCAUGAUCGUCCUGUUAAAAAUAGACGAUAAAACGAUAGCAUAAAUAAUAAAAAUGAUUUUAUAUCCAUUAUUCGUAAUAUAUUAUGAGAAACUUCUUGUGCGCCAAUGUCAGUGGCCCACAAUAUUACAGUAUCCAGGGACCUGAGGCCCGGGCCCCCUGUGGCCCCUCUCUUAAUCCUGGCCUGCAAAUGUACAAAAGCGUAUAUCUGAUGUAAGUACGAGUAAAAAUAUAGUUACGAAAAAAUGGUAUACGUAAACAAUAUAUCCGACCCAAAUAUCAGUAAUCGUUUUGAAAGUUAAAUAUUACAUUCAGUAAUUUUUCUCGUACAGUGAAACAUAUGGAACUCUUAUGGAACCAAUCAAUAUCACGCGUUUCAAACGGAACCAAUACCAAGAUUUUCAAAAUGCACGACAGUUACAAGUCGCCGGUAAACUAAGGGCAUUUCAUUGUGAUAAGAACAUUCGAAACGAGGUACCGUUUCAUUCGGCCGGUUUAACGAGGCACCACUGACGGUGUGGGCCGUUACUACUUAGUCAAAAGCCACAUAUAAAUCUGCGGACCGACGCAUUUUAUUCAACUUAUAAAACCGAUUUCACCACGCACCGGCCAAUUUGUAUCCGACCGUUUCGCACGUGGCGAGAACUAAUAAUAGACUCGAUCGAAAUCCCACUGGGAAAGGGCCGGAAUAUCGUGUCGUUUCGGUAAUACAAAUCUGCCCAAGGAACGCUCCAUGACGUUUAUUUUCCCGAUUUUUAUUUAUUGUUAUUUUCUUUUUAAUAAAAUAAACAUUUGUCUGAUAAACCCCCGCCCUUCGCUGUUAUUUACGAACACUGUAUUUUAAUCGUAAUCCGAUCGAUAACCUGAUCGGAAUAAAUUGUUAUGUAUUUUACCUGCUCGGAUAAAAACGAAAACAAUGUUUUUUUUUUUUCCUUAUUUGUUUAUGAUCGUAAUAAAAUAUUGUCUCGAAGCAUAGUAUUUUAAACGGAAAAGACCUUUUUCUUUUUUCCUUUGUGUUUGACCGUCAUAAUCGAGUUUGGCGAUUCCGGGUUACGAUUUGAAAAUAUUAUUUAACGAGGUAAAUGUAACAAAAUUAGAAACGUCGAAAGCGACGGCAAUGCCACGGAAACCCGUAUGUUGUUAUAGAGAGAGUCGGGCCGAGAUAAAAUGCAUUAUUAAAAAAAAAAAACGUACAUUUUCAAACGAAUUACUAGUAUACUUUUUCGAAAAGUCUUUCCUUUAUUGAUAAAAUUCGUAUGUGAAUGCAUUUAUAUGUGCUAGAUCAGUCAAACAAAAUUUCGCUGCAAAAUACUAUAUCCGGGACGGAUACUUGGCAUUUCUUGAUUAUUUUUUAACGUGUAAUUCAUGAGACAUAAUAAUAAUAAUAAUAAUAAUAAUAAUAAUAAUAUGCUGAUGUAUAGAAGUUUUCGGAAUGACAUGCAUUAUGUAGUUGGGUACUCUCGUUACAAGUCUUUGAAUAUUUUGGACAUCACAAGACUGCUGCAGCAGCCAAGAAAGUUAUUUCUAAACUUUUUAGCAUAUAUACGUAGAGUAACGGUUAUAUACAGCGGUGUAUAGAGUCUCGAGUCAAAAACGUAUAACAAGUUUGUGCAGAAACUAUAUCAAUAUGGCGGAAUAUAAAGCGCAUAACACUUGUGCUGUUGUUCGAUGCAAAGUGACGAUUUUAUUUCGUUUUUGUUUACUACAAAGUCGUUUUUUUUUUUUCUUUUUUGUUGUUGUUCUAUCAUCGCGCGUCAUGAACCAUUCUGAACCCCGUGAUUAUAAUUCGAAAUCGAUAUGCGCGUGGUAAACGAGAUGUCACGGAAACUGUUUGAAUUCAUACGCGAAAUAUGUCUGUUUAAAUCGAAAUUUCGUUUUUCGAACUAUCGUGUAGGGCGGAUUACUCGGUCUAUUUGCUAGAACGGUAAUAAAAAAAAAAAACCUCCGGGGCUCUACUGAUGGCGUUUAAAAAAAACAAAAACAAAUCCGCCCAUAGUAUGAAAAAUUAACCGAACCGCGCGUUUUGCGGUCCGAAUGGUAUCACGUCGGGCACAAAACAACAGUCGACCUUUUACCAAAAUAGGUACCUAAUAAUAUUAGCGCGGAAACUUUUCGACUACGUACACGUAAACGGUCGCGCGGGCACUCACGUAAACGACGCGUGUCGGAAUUCGGUGGGUUUUCGUUGUUUAUCAAACGAUGGCGGGUUUCGGAAAUCGAAUAAUCGUCGGAAUCUAAUAGGUACGAAACAACUGUAACAUUUAUUUCGCGUACCUCCACUAUAACAACGACGGCCAUUGUAAAACGGUAAUCUAAAAUGUUAUUUUCGCGACGUAGCAUUAUUUAGGACGAUCAUUCCGGGUUUUUUAAGUGAAUAUUGGUUUACGUUGUAUAUCGUUUGAAAAUGAAUAUUUUAGAAACGCCGUUUCUGAUUUUUCCCAAACUUCGUAUUAUAAUUUUAAUUUGUGAAAAAAUACGUUUUAUUUUAAAGAAAAAAAGCCUCUUCUAGUCCUCCCUAUUAAACAUUAUUUCGAAAAAAAAAGAAUAUUUGUCUAAAAACGUCGAUGCGCAUAACAAUAGUAUCGGAUUGACCAUUUAUGUGUUGUGGAUACGAGUUUAAAAUAUAGGCCGAACGGGCAGAGAACGGAAAUUAAUUGCAUAUUCAGUUUAGAUUCUGAGCGGAGCGAGGAAUGUAUUAGUUUUGCCAAGGAAUUUAUUGGUUUUACAAUGAUUAUUUUUUUUUUAUCUGUAAACAACUUUUCUAUUAGAAAUUUUGGCUCCAAUUUUUAAUGGGAACGCUUUUUCCGAAUGGAAAUCUGACUUAGGUGCUACUUUCGAAAAGUUAUUUUAUUGAUUUUUCUCGGAGUUAUCCUAAUAAAUGGAAAAAAACGUAGUAAAAAUCGGGAAAAAACGGAAAAAUAGUUAUAAUAUUGAACAAAUGUUAUCAAAGAAAGUAAAUAAUGCAUAUGCAAUUGUUCUACCAUUGUAUGACAUAUAUAUUGUUGACAAAGCAUAACUAUUGACCGAACUUCACUCGGAAUCGUUUUUCGUUAGAAGUGAUUAAUUAAUAUUAUUAUUAUUAUUAUUGUAUAUUACAAUACAAUUUUUCCGGCGUAGAUAAUAAUCAGAAUCCAAUAUUGGCAUAUUUACGUGCGAUGUAUGUGGGUCUUUUUAAAUCAUAAAUUUGCAAUCCUUUCCUAUAUAUCGAGUCGGUCUAAGCCUUGAAUCGUUAUAAAUUAUAAAUGGUAAACUCGAUACAAGUCGUAUGCAUAUUAAAACGUGCAGAAACAUAUUCUCUAUGCAAAUCUGGGUUUAAACCGGAUAAUUCCGGUUUGAAAUUAAAAAGUGUACGCCUAUAAUGUGCAAUAUGAAGUAGGGAUAAAACAAUUGGAAAUAAUGUUAAACCAAUGCGAUUUCGCAUUAUUCCGAAAAAAAAAAAAAAAGAAUCGAAUCUAGGUACAUCCAAUAGAUCGUUAUAAAUGUAUGUGUUACAUGAUACGGAAUUCCGCAUACAUCAUAAAUGGACAAUAUCGUGUAUUAUAAUUCAUUUAUAUAUUAAAUGUAAUGAAAAUCCGUAAAGGUUUUCUUUUUCUUUUUAAACUGAUAGCUACUAUUGUGUUUUAGUCAUCGUUUUCGUAUUUUUUGUUUGAUUUUUUUCGAAAUAAUAAUAAGUUUAAAAAAAAAAAAAUAUAGCAAUAUACCAAUUCACCCUUUUGAUUUCAUUACAGGCAGCAAAGAAAAACCGAUUACAGAAACGUUGAAACUGUACAAAUUGGACGUGCCCAAGUGGGCGGACAUGAGGAGUUCAGUGACGCUCACCUGCCAGUACGAAUUGGGCAGCUUCACCCUGUACUCGGUCAAAUGGUACAAGGACGAUAACGAGUUUUUCCGAUACUCACCCGAACUCGAGCCCCCGAUGAAAGUGUUCGUUUUGGAUGGAAUAAGUGUAAACGUGAGUGUCAGGUCUUUUAUGUACGAUCGUUGUUUUUUUUUUUUUUUUUUUUAUUCGAGUAAAAUAAUAUUAUAGUACGUGGUUUAAAAUGAAAUCGGGAAAAAAAUGACGGUCAAACUCUCGGAUAGACCCAGGGCAACGCGGAUUUGUUGUUAUAUGUUUUUGUACGCGAAACGAUGUAAGACCUUGACUAUAACUCAUGACUUGCGAAGAUCGAGGACAAAUGUAGAAACGUCGGGGGGACAAAAAUGGUGUCUUGACAAUUUUAAAAUCAUCCGAUUCUUUCUCCCCGAACCUAAUAGGCCGAUAUUAAAAUGAUAUAUACAAUAGAAUUAUUCUCGUAUCAUUUUUUCCCUCCAAAAAAAAAAAUAAAGUAUACAAUCCCCGGCUUAUUUUUUAAAUAUGGUGUAGACAUUUUAGCGAAAGCAGCCUUACCAUUGGAUGUCAUAACACCUGUAAUGUCGUUUCAAGAACUAUAUUUCGCGCGGCAACUUUUCUCGCGUCAUAAAAUAUUUACGGUUGUAUAACCAAAAUUUCACAACGCAUAAAGAAGAACUUUAUUUGUAUCAUGACUUCAAUUUUUCCUAACCUAUAUUGUUGACUUGUUUGUAAAAUGUUGGCUUUUUAUUUAUUUAUUAAAAAAUAUUGAAUAAUAAAAUCGAAAAAAUUAUCACGAAACAUCACAGGUAAUAUUAUUAUCAACGUGUUCUGACAUUUUGGUAGCCUUACUAUAAAUACGGUAAGAGUAAAGUUUUUUUCGUGUACAAUAGUUUUCGAAUAAAAAUUAGUUUAUUCCAUGGACACAAAAUAAAUUAUUAUCGUGAUAAUAACAAGACGUUCCACACUCUUAAACACAUUUAAAAGUAAAUUUGUACAUUUUUGAGUAAGUUUACAUUUUCACUGUCGCCAAAAUUUAAAAACAUAAAAUUACCUCUGUAGCCGAUCUCUUAAAUAUAGGGUGUGUGACAUCUUCUUAAAGGUCAAAACUAUAAAUGAAAACCAUUCCUCAAUUAUCAAUCCGAUAUGCUUUAGUGGUCAGCAAAGUAAAGAAGCCGUAGUGAUCAGUGUUGGUACUUAUCAGGAUAAAUUUAUCUAGAUUGAUAUUUUAGUCAUCUUUUAUCUCAUCUAGUUAAAUAAAUCCAAGUUUCUAAGUACUAAUCUGAGAUAAAAUUUUAACUAAUCUAGAUAAUUUUCAGAAAACAAUCAACCCUCAAAGUUUUAAAAUUGAGAUUUAGGUUAACUGGGCAAAAAAAUUUCAGAUUUCGCAUUUUGCUAAAAACAACCAUAGGUACCUCUAUUGGGACGUAAUGCUAUCUAUUAAUGUUAAAAACGUAUUAAACGAAUGUACUUAAUUAUUUUACUCUAAAAUGACAUAAAUAUUGUUGACCAAGCAUCAUUAUCAAUUCAACUCCCUCUUAGUAUCGUUUUUCAUUAGCAAUGGUUAAUCGUUGCUAACAGAUAUACAUUAAAAUACUUAUAACAGUGGCUGCACCCGUCCCCGUUAUCCAAUGACGUCUUUUUUUUUUUUGAAAUUAAUUAUUUUAACUACCUAUAUAUUAUAUUAUAAUUAUUAACUUAUAAUUAAAUAAUCAUAAUUUAUGUAUGAAUUGUUUUUUGACACCUACCUUGGAUAUUUCGACUAAUUCUUUAACCACAAAAAAAAAAAUAAAUAAAUAAAUAAAACUUCAGAUAAUAUUAAAUAUAAACAAUAGUAAUAUUUUUUUAAAAUAAUCUAUUUUUUUUUAUCUAGAUGAAAUUGUAAUUGUCUUUUAUCUUUAUCUAGAUAUUUGUUUGCAUUCUCUAUUCCCAACACUUCCCGUAACAUUUCUCGUCUCCGUUUUUCUAACAAAUAUUAAAGAUUAAAAAUAUGCUAAUUAAAAUAAAAAAAAAAAAUGCCUUUAAAAUCAGUUUAAGGGAUAAAACACCAAUUAUCACAUUAGUAGACUACAAAGUUUUGAAGACCCUGUUAGAAUGGCGUUUUAUAACUUUUUAAAUAUUCUACUAUUUUUUUUUUACUAAACGAAAAAUGAUAUUUUAAAUAUUUUUUUUUUAAAUUAUUAAAACUUGAAUGUUAUAAUAAUUAUUAUUAUUUCCAAAAAAAAAAACAAAAAGUUUACCGUGAAUUUCAUUAAAAAUGUUGUCAGCUAUACAUUUUAAAUUAGGUUUCUAUCUCUAAAAACUAUAUCAAACCUUUGGGUUUGUUUUACGCAAUAAAAUUGUUACUAGAUUGAUCGUUAGGAAGAAAGUGACGGCAAAUGUCACAGUGACGGCCUCUGCCUUCUUCCUUAAAUUACCGUUAUACUGAUUAACAGUGCGGACCUAUGUAGACUAUGGUCUUUUUAGCGUUUCGAAUACGAAAUGUCUUGCUUUUUUUUCUCACCUAUGUCAUCGUUAUUGUUUUUCAGAUGAAUAAAUCGUCGUCUACACAAGUGACUUUAUACCCACUAAGCCGGAAGAGUGAGGGUAAUUACAAGUGUGAAGUUUCAGUUGACGCCUCGAACUUCCCGACCGUCGUUGAAGACGCCAACAUGACGAUUAUCGGUAAGCGGACAUUUUAGAUUCUGAACGCAAUAAGAAAUAUAUUUAAUUUAAUACGAUGCUUGAUUUGUUUUAACUUUUUUUUACACCGCUUUUCUACCAAUAACAUUGAUUUGGUCAUCAGAUGUAGAAUAUUUUCUUAAAGAAAUUUAAGGAGGUUUCUUAAUAUUUAAGAAAAUCCGGGAAUUUUUUUUAAGAGGACAAUUUACGGUUUCUGUUAUUUUUGAUUUUCUUUUUCUUUUCAGUUUAAAAAUUAUUCAAUAUUUGUACACGCGUUUUAGAUCAAAUUUUCACGAAAAUCGUAGAAAUCACGGCAUUUCAAAAAAAAUUUUAAGCGAACUUCGUUUUGAAUUUAAAAGUUGGCAAUGAUUUAUUGUCGGGCGCAGAUAUAUAACUCUUUAUGUAUCCUAACAUUUCAUUUUCUUUCAUUCUGGUCAGUCUUGUACCCGAAUUAUAUUAUUCCGGAACAGUAAUUACAGCGGCCACCGAUAAAACUAUCGUUGGAUCGAUUUCGUAUUUUUUUUUCUCCUCCAGGAUAUCAUCAUUUCCCCCAUUCACCGCCGACCAUUGCGUUUGCCAAAUUUGAUUUUCAGCCCAAAACUUUUGCGUCCGGAACUUUCGACCAAAACGAUGGCCAAGAGUAUACCAAAGAUAGUCCAUUUCCCGAUUUAUUCGUCCGUAACUCUGCAGUUACAUUAUUACGACGUUGCAAUUCCACACGCACCGUUUCACGCAAUGCGCAGACAUCUAUUUUUUUUUUUUUUAAACUCACUUAUCCGUUUUUAUAAUAGCAAAAUCUUUACACGAUCAAAUUUAUUGAGUAUAUUGUAAAAAAAAAAAAAUACCUUAUAAUCCUUGCUGUUGUCUCAAAAAAUUGAUAUAAUUCGAAAUAAGAUUUAUUGGAUCAUAUAAUAUUAUUGUACGCACAUAAUAUACUCAACAAGGUCGUCGUCUUAUCUAAAAAUUUGAAUUUCGUAAAAUAAAAAAUAAACCAUUCAAUGCAUGUUUAAUAUGUUUUCACUGAAGUAAAUCAAAUUGUUUCGAAGUUUUAAAAAAACGAUGACAUCGCGACGAAAAUGCAUUUCUCCGUUACUUAUUUAUGAAGUACCUAUUGUAUAUAAUUUUAAAAAUAAAGGUAAGAUAAUGGGGACGGUUGCAGCUACUGGUGUAGAUGGGAAUUCAGGAAAGUAGGAUACAGGCGGGAAUUUAAUUUACAUAUGUAAGCAACGAUAAACCAUUGCUUACGAAAAAACUAUUCUGAGCGGAGUUCAAUUGAUAGUGAUGCAUUGUCAACAAUAUAUAUGCCAUAUUUUAGUAAAAUAAUUAAAGAGGCAUUGUAUAUUUUCUUUAAUAACAUUUGAAAAUGUUGUAUCGAUUUUCCCAGUUUUCCUACGUUUUUCCUCGUUUUCCCAUAAUUUAUUCCAGUUUUUCAUAUUUGCUUGGAAAACUCCUGAGGAAAUCAAAAACCUCCUUAAAGUACAUUUCAAAACCAAUUUCGUUUCAGAAUAGGUUCGACAUUUAGAAAUCCGAGCUAGUAUUCUGGUAGAAAGGCUGUUAAGAAAAAUAAAAUAAGUAUAUUUGUAAAACCAUAAACUUCUUCGCUUCACUCAGAAUCUGAAAAUCAUGAAAUACGUUUAAUAACUUAAUGUUUUCGAAAUAUCUGAUACGAAUAUAUUUCCACCGGUAUUUACUUUUACAUUAUAUUUUGGUCACAUCUGUACGGGACUUGGCGUUUUUACCAAUUUCCCCCAUCGUUAUAACCCGUAACAAUAAAGCCAUCUUUAUUUGUUAUCUCUAUUGAUGGUUGAUUAAAAAAAAAAAAAAAAAAACUACCGGUACCUUUUGCGAAAUAUUAAUAAUAAUAAAUUCUCACGAAUAAAUGUUUGGCGAAUUAUAAUAUUUAGAAGUGUCCCAGAGAGAAUAAACCUUCCCGUGAUUCGAAAAUGUUCCGGAGUGACUUAACAAGCCCCCACCCCCGCCUAAUCUCCGCGCCUGUGUUUUUUCACUAUUUUUCGUUCGAUUGUUAAUACCAUAUUGACGGCACGAGGUCACAUUAUUUGUCGAAAGUCAAAGUUUUGGCCGUUGCAAUCAUAGACCAAUAAACUAAUGGACCGCGUGCAGGGAUAGAAAACGCCUGUGGCCAACAUUGAAUGAAGGAGACAGUGUUACGUGUUGGGAAAAACCCUCUAUCGAUUAUCUCUACACAUAAAGAACAUGUCCCGGCCGGCUGAUAUCCGUCGUAACUUAGACCAAACCACUGGAAGGGACUGGCUGAAAUUUGGCAUACAGAUAGCUAUUAUGACGUGAGCAUCCGCCGAGAAAGGAUUUUUAUAAAACGCGACCUUUAAGGGGGUAAAAUAUGGGGUUUAAGUAUUUUCGAUACGGAUAUCUAAUUGUUUAUUUUUUUAUAUGUGUUAUUCGCGGAUUACCUGCAGGGUGACACGGAUGACAACUAAGUUUUUGCGGACAAGAAAACUAUUAUCGUUCUUAUUACUAGUAUUUACACUAUUAUCUAGGAAUAGCGUAACAUUGCCGUGUCAGCUAGUAAUUUGUAAAUGAUAGUAUAGUUUUUUUAUUGUUAUGAAACCUGUCGAUUUGUAAUUCAUCGUCGAAUAUAAAUUAUUGAAAUUUAUUAUUCUACAAUUUAUCCGAUUCGUAUUGAUGUCUUUCUCUCUCUCUCUCUCUCUCUCUCUCUGUUAUACUGGAACGAUAAGACAUACAUGAUAGACGGUGAAGAAUGCACAGUCCAUUUAGUUUGUAUAGGUCUAUGGUCGCAAUAAUAUAAAAAAUAUAGUAGCCGGAAGCAACUAAAAUUCGCUUUUGUACGUGUACAUUUUUCAAUAGGGUUUAAUUUCGUCGCAAACGGUUUUUAUUCCCUCCAAAACUGGCACUAAACUAUCGAAGUUUUCAACCGAUCGAUUGUUUCCGGAAAUUCCUCGUAAUUUUGAAACGCAUUCUAAUAGUCAAAAAACCGUUUCGGGUCUAAGAUAACGGACUUCCGCUGUUUUUUUUUUUUUUUAAAUCGUUUUUAUUAUUCUUUUUUUGUCGACGUGUUUUAGGUACUACGAUUAUUGGGAAUUAUUUGAAAAAUCAUCGCUUUGGUGUUUUUUUUUAUACUGCACUCAAAAAAUACUUAAGUUACCUAUUAAAUUUCAGAUGAAUAAUGAAUGUUUCAAAUAUUAACAACGAACCUCAUUUCCUAAUCAAUAUUUACUAUUUUAAUAAUACCCUAUUUGUCCUUACAUUAUAUUAUUAUCAUUAUUAUUAUAUAUAAUGGUAUGUAUAUCACUACAUUUUUUUUUAAAAACACAAUUUACAUAAAUGAUAUUCAAAGACAAUAUCGUCCAAAUAUUGAAUGUUGAAAUUCAUAUUUCCCUCGAGUAAACUUCAAAAGUCGUUCGUGACGUGAAUUCAUUGAAUUCAAUGCAUACAAAUUUCGAAUAAAUAACUUAGAGUUAUCUUAAAAUACGGCUACAUGGUACGCUGUAAAUAAACCAAUAUAAAUAUAAUACUUACAGUGUAAUUGUAUUUACGAAAAUUAAAAUUGCAAAAUAUUAUAUUUACCUCAAAUUGAAAUUCAAUAUUUGAAGGUUAUUAAUGGAAAUUCAGAUACGACUUGGUUGAUAUUUUUUAUUAGCGCGUCUUAAUUUUUUUGUUUUUUACUUUGUGUAUCAUGUAUCGGCGCACUGUUUUUCUCGAAAACUUCAACUUGUCGAAUCGCGACGUGUUUUACGGGUGAACGUGGAACGAACAGUAUGCAAACUAAUUUUUUUUUUUUUAUUAUUAUUAUUAUACGGAAUGCAAGUUUUUCGAAACCGCCUGUAACAAUAUCGUUUUCAAAACAUUACUCGAUUACGAAUACAUUUAAAUAGUUUUUCGAAUAGACCUGCACUUUAACACUGUAAAAAAUAAUUUAUAACGAUAUUAUUUGCAGAAACUUUAAAACGACACGAUUUUUUUACAAUUAACCUUAGAUAUUUUUACUAGCACAUACAGCAAUAUCAAUUAUCAUAUAGAUAAUGUAUCAGGUCAUAUUAUAGCUUUAUGUCAUAAUUUAAUUUAGAUAAAUAGACGCUCCACGUGAGGACAAAAACCCCAGAAAAAUAUUUUCCUUUUUCGGAUACCCCUAUUAACUAUUACUACCAUUUACCCUCAUUACUUAUUCUUCUUUUUUAAUUCUUUAUCACACCAUCAGAUAUUAUUAUAUUGUCUGGCUAAUUUUUGCUCAGGACGAUGUCCGCCAUAAUAGUUUACAGUUCUAUAAUGCACUUAUUAAACCCAAUAUUGAUAGAAAAAUACAAACAAAUAACAUUUUUCUCGCUGUAUUGAAUCGAAUCUCCUUGGCGAUUAUUAUUAUAGUUUACGGAAUCAACAGCUCAACAAAGGAAAAAUCCCUUUCUAGUCUAACAUAACCUUAUAUAUUAUCUUUCCAAAUAUAUAUUCUUACCAAUGCAAUGUACAAGAUUGGCUUUUUCAUCGUGAGACACACACAUUUCUUGGAUAAAAAUAAUUCAAAUUGCAAGUUUUUCUUCAGAAAUUAUUAAACCGUUUAAGCCUUUUUUUUCAACUAUUACAGUUAUUCCUUUAAGUAUACCACCAUAAGUAAAUAUCAAUGUUAUGAGUUUAACGAAUAUUUUCCUAUAAACAUAAAACCAAUGCUUUAUCAAACAAUUAUCGCAUAGAUUGAUCUUUUUGGGUUAUUUUUUUAUUUAUUUGAUGUGCAUCUAUAUAAAUGUAUAUACAUAUUACAUUUAUACAUUUAUAUAUUUAUAUAAAGAUGAAUGCCUAUAUAUCUGUGUAAGACAAAUAGACUCAUAAACUUCCGGAGCUAUUUUUACUUGUCUUUAUGCAAAAUAUCUCGCUCUACCUGGAAAAGGAUUACGAGUAUAGCUAUUGAAAUCCACUUCAUAUUUAAUACCAUCCAACCUGAAAAUAAUUAAAACAAUUAUAUUAGAUAUUUUUAGACGUGGUGAAACAUUCGAAAGUUUCUAGAUAUUUUUAUUAAGCUAUUUAUAGGCAUUUGGCAUUGUUGACAUUUUUACAAUUUUUUUAUUUAGUUUAUGUGAAUAACAUGUUUUGGCCAAAUAUAAAUAUUUGAAAAUCAAACAAAUGGUACUUUAUAAGCUAUACACGGUGGUAAAAAAAGAAAAACAAGGUGUAGAAUUAUGUAAUAGUCUUUUAUAUGCAUUUUAAGGUCAAAUGAAAACCCUAAAAAUUACACGUUUCAAAACAAGUUUAACUGAUAACCGAACCUCGCUCGGAAUCGUAUUUUGUCGGCAAUGGUUUAUAAUAACGUACAGAUAUAAAUUCAAUAACUUUGUGUUUCCUACCUUCUCGACUUCCCGCUCACAGUGUCAUGCCAAUCAACAUAAUGAGCUAUUUUUUGUUUUGUUUGUUUUUUUUUUUUUUCGUUUAAUGGCAUCAUGCAAACAUUAUUCAUUGUAAUCGCGUCGGCGUAUCGCGACAAUUCGACGUUUAUACGGGCGAGCAAAAGUCAUCGUACUAUAAGAUUUAUUAUUAUUGCUAUUUAAUUUACAGCGUUGCCGGACGAAAUUCCGAGGAUCGAAGGACUCCGGCAGUUUUACAGCGAGGGCGACUAUUUAGAAGCAAACUGUACGGCGGUAAUGGCGUUUCCCGCGGCCCGCGUCACUUGGUACAUCAACAACGCCGAGGUCAGUAUGCACAUACAAUAAACACGUAUACAACCGUUUUCUUUUUCGGACGUUAAUGGAAAAAUUAAAAGCCAUAUAAGACCGUUUAUAUAUAUACAUACUGUUUUUUCUGGCGGAAAAAAAAACACACGUACUCACUCGCUAAACGGUAUAAAAACCUAUUUCGCGGGUGUACAAUAUGCAUCUAUAGCGUCGGGGCCAUUACCUCGGGCCCGUUUCUCAGUCUCUUUUUUUUUUUUCUUCCCCGCAGCUCACUGCUGUAUCUCUGCGUCUGUGUCUCUGCGCACAAUCCGACGCGCCGCGAUGUCCCGUACGGUCCGAAAGUUUUUCGCGUUAUAAGCUCAAUAAAACAUACCGAAUCACGGACAGGAGGGCGGGGAGAGGUGUAAUAGUUGUAGUGUUGCCGCUAUAUACGCGUGAUAGUAGUUUUAAUAACAGUUUAAAACUCGUUUGGACACUGCACGAGCCCCAGUGCAGUACACUGCACGUUUUACGUUGA
Messenger RNA from Cinara cedri, 13314 nucleotides. NCBI's taxonomy places the organism in Eukaryota, Metazoa, Arthropoda, Insecta, Hemiptera, Aphididae. The record is from the annotation of a GenBank genome assembly.